GGCUCCUUCGGUUGCUCUGCUUGGCCGUUCUGGCCACCAGCAGCUUCUCCAGGGAGCAGGAGGGAGGUCUUCGCCUUGAUCGUGUUCUCUUGCAUCUUGGGUGAGGGCUACAGCAAUACCCACGAGUCUAAACAGAUGUACUGUGUAUUCAACCACAACGAGGACGCCUGCCGCUACGGCAGCUCCAUCGGGGUGCUGGCCUUCCUGGCCUCAGCCUUCUUCUUGGUGGUCGACGCACAUUUCUCCCAGAUCAGCAAUGCCACUGACCGCAAGCACCUGGUCAUUGGCGACCUGCUCCUCUCAGCUCUCUGGGCCUUCCUGUGGUUUGUUGGUUUCUGCUUCCUUACCAACCAGUGGGCGGCCACCAACCCGGAAGAUGUGCUGGUGGGAGCCGACUCUGCCCGGGCAGCCAUCACCUUCAGCUUCUUUUCCAUCUUCUCCUGGGGUGCGCUGGCCUUCCUGGCCUACCAGCGCUACAAGGCCGGAGUGGACGACUUCAUCCAGAAUUAUGUCGACCCCACCCCGGACCCCAACACGGCCUAUGCCUCCUACCCAGGCGCAUCUGUGGACAACUACCAACAGCCGCCCUUCACCCAGAAUGCCGAGACCACCGAGGGCUAUCAGCCACCCCCUGUGUACUGAGUGACACCAGGGGUAGGAAAGGGGCAGGGAAGGUGCCCUGCGGCCCUCUGUUCCACCCCGGACUUUUCCCACGAGGCUUGCCUCCUGGAGCCACCAGCUGCUGUCCUCUGCUUGGUGCCUGUCACAGCUGAUGCAGCAUGGAGAGCCCCUUGCCCUCCCUCACCCUGGCUGCAGCCACCCCCGAAGCGCCUGUGCCCAAAGGGGCUUGCCAGUCACCACUCACUCCUCAAGGGCAUUUUUUAGAAAAGAGGUUUUAGCUAGACGAGUUUUCUCACUGCUUUUAAUGAUCCCCAGCCCCGCCUGGAGUAGCUAAAAGUAGGAAGGUCCCCGACGUGCUGUUUUGACAAGUGCCUUAGCUUCUCCUGCUGCCCCAAGGGGCCGAGCCCUGGUCAGGUGGUGGUAGCUGCUUACUUAGGGUCUCUGCCAAAGACGGAGGAUGGGGGCCUUACACCUGUCCCUUGUGCGCUGGUGCUGGGCUCAGGCUCCCUGCCUCCUCACUCAGGUUUUUCCGCCCCUGCCCGGCCUUGGGCCAGGCCGUGUGCUCACUGCUGUGUGGUUUGGGGGCAUCAACCCAUGCCAAUUGCCUCUGGGCUGCCUUCCUGACAGCCAUGGGGGUGGGGCUGGUGCCCACCUGCAGGGAUGGGACCACACUUCUUUAUCCCACCCUCUGGCAGCAGGGAGGGGCUUUGCCUGAAGACAACACCCAGCUUUAUGUAAAUAUUCUGCCACUGUUAUGACGUGUGGGGAGGGGCAGGGCGUCCCUAUAGUCCCCCAACCGUUCGAAUGUAUUAAAAAGCCUUGGGGGGAGAUGCCUGUGCCCUCCAGUCCUAUUAGACUGGCCUGGAGACAGAAUAAAUGUUUUUCUCAUUCA
Molecule: messenger RNA, 1513 nt
Organism: Galeopterus variegatus (Sunda flying lemur)
Lineage: Eukaryota; Metazoa; Chordata; Mammalia; Dermoptera; Cynocephalidae
Gene: SYNGR2
Product: synaptogyrin 2
Exons: 5
Cellular component (GO): neuromuscular junction; synaptic vesicle membrane
Source: RefSeq, a predicted model, not a curated record